AUGUACGCCGAUCCUCGCGAGCAGCAGCAGCAACAACAGCAGCCAAGCGAAAGUAACGUCACUGGCAAACGCUCGAGCAUACCGCAGCUCAACGGCGCUUGUCGUUGCAUCGAGGAGGAUGAUCUGCUGCUGCUGCGUAUACGGAGCGACGACGACGAGGAGGACGAGGACGAGGACAAGAACACGAUGACGAGACCAAAGUCGACGCCGGUGCCGCACUGCGUCACUUGUUUCUGCCUGUCGAAUCGGCUCAGAUGCAGCCUCUACGACAUGGACAACAACUCCACGACUCAGUACAACUCGAGCGAGGGCCAGGAGACGCCCAAGUGCUGCGUGCCCGACUGCAAGGCCAAGGCGCGCAAGUGUCCGCCCAACUCGGCCAGCAACCAACAACAACAACAAGCCAGCAGCGUCAAGCACCGUCGCACCACCGUCGACGAGUUGUUGCGCGAGAUGGACCUCAAGGCCGACGACGUCGCCGCGUCGGCCGCAAAAAUAACUAUCCUCUCCAGGACCGAGGAAAAAAUAGAGACGACGGAGCUGGGUCAAAACUCGAUCCGACAGCAGAAGCAGCAGCAGCAGCAGCAGCAGCAGCAGCAGCUACAGCAGCGGGCAGCACGCCGCAAACGUCCAGGCGCAGUACGUCGUCAGCAAAAUAAGCAGCAAGAAAGAAUCUGCCCGAGAGUAAGCAGCUGCGAGAGAUGGCCCGAGCGUCGUAAUUCGACUACUACUACUACUACUGCUCCCAACGACGACGAGAGCCGACUUCGAAAAGCGGCGGCGAUGCAGCAGCUCGACUUGAGCGACUACGACCAGGGCGAGGAGACGCUGGACGAGGCUCGCUACUCCGCGGCAGCGGGCGACUCCGAUCGCCUUCCCAGGAGCAGCAAGUCCAAGACUAAUAUCGAACGAAUGAAACAGCCGGCGACGAAGCGAGUAGUACGAGUCGACGUGGCGUCGGGCGCGUCGUCGUUUCGGAAAAAUAACGGCCACCAGCAGCAGCAGUCGUCUCAGCAACCACCUCUGGAGACAUCGGACGAGGAGGAGGAGCAGGAAGAGGAGUUGCUGGUGGACGGUUUCAAGGCGGAGGCGCUCGAGCUCGAGACCGAGCGACGCGACUGUAUCGAGCGGCUUCAUCGCGACGUGACGAGUCUGCUCGAGAUUCAGCGACGAUUCGACGACAUCGAGGCAGCGAGAAGGAGACGACGACGCUCGACUGGUUCGAGUCAACAGCAGCAGCAGCAGCAGCUAGGAAGACGAGCUCCGUACAGCAGUGGUGCGACGAGCGACAGACGUCGCAGUCGAUCGACGCCUCGGCCUGCCUGA
Messenger RNA from Trichogramma pretiosum, 1326 nucleotides. RefSeq lists its product as uncharacterized. The record is from RefSeq and is a predicted model, not a curated record. Bases 1 to 1326 code for a protein of 441 amino acids. The transcript has 4 exons. Lineage: Eukaryota; Metazoa; Arthropoda; Insecta; Hymenoptera; Trichogrammatidae.